GUUGAUGAAUGAAUUUCUAGAGACCUUCACAUCCUCAUACUCCUCUUUCCUUGCUCUACAAUACUCACCGCUGCCCCAAUCCUUUCCAAGGGACGAAAGAUCCCUCAUUAGGAAGAAGACGCUGUAACAGAGUCAAGAUCAGAGAUGGACCCCCUUGGAGAAUCCCCCUGGGCAGAUGCGCCCGCCCACCAACCACCUCCAGAGCCUGCUACAGGAGCCGAUGAUGCGGCCAGCAAGACUUCGGACGCAGCGCCCACUGCCUCCUCCGGCCCCAGCAGCUCCGGCGGCCCCCGCCCCUCACGACUGACACCGCGCCGCCUUGUCGCGCAGCCGACCAAGCUCCAGGCCGUGGAGGACGACGACCCCCUGGGACCCCUCGGCGGACCAACAGCUGCUGCCGCCAACGAUGCGCCGCCCAUGCCGCCGCAGAAGGAACCCGGCUCUUCCGCGACUCCGGCCGCCAUGACGUCGACGCUGCCGGUGCGCACGACUAUGGGCAGCGGCGGAGAGCCGAGGAGGGCUGCCGACCCGCACCGCAUCGUAGACGACGAGGAGGACGACGAGGAUGACGACAGGAUAGGCGGCCGUGCGCCCCCGCCAGUACAGGCUGCGCAGCCUGUGGUGCGUGGCAUGGGACCACCGAGUGUCAGUGUCGAGCAGGCGGCCAAGCCGAGCUUUAACAUCACGGUGGGAGACCCACACAAAGUUGGGGAUCUGACGAGUAGUCAUAUUGUCUACUCUGUGCGAACCAAGACUACGUCCAAGGCCUACAAGCAGUCCGAAUUCGAGGUCAAAAGGCGAUACCGCGACUUCCUGUGGCUUUACAACACCCUCCAUGCCAACAACCCAGGAGUUGUUGUCCCGCCUCCUCCCGAGAAACAGGCUGUCGGUCGAUUCGAGAGUAACUUUGUCGAGUCGCGGCGGGCUGCGCUCGAGAAGAUGCUGAACAAGACUGCUGCACACCCCACGCUGCAGCAUGAUGCAGAUCUGAAACUGUUCUUGGAGAGCGAGUCGUUCAACGUGGACGUCAAACACAAGGAGAGAAGGGAGCCGAACCUAGGCGAGAGCAAGGGCAUGUUCAGCAGCCUAGGUCUAGGAAGCUCGAGUAGCAAGUUUGUCGAGCAGGACGAUUGGUUUCACGAUCGUCGUGUUUAUUUGGAUGCACUGGAGACUCAGCUCAAAGGUUUGUUGAAGGCCAUGGACACCAUGGUUGCGCAGCGCAAGCAGAUGGCGGAGGCGGCGGGCGACUUCUCUGCCUCACUCCAUGCGCUCUCCACAGUCGAGCUCUCGCCAACGCUGUCCGGACCAUUGGAGGCACUGUCAGACCUGCAGAUCACCAUUAGAGAUGUGUAUGAUCGCCAGGCACAACAGGAUGUCCUCACCUUUGGCAUAACCAUCGAGGAGUAUAUCCGGCUCAUCGGCAGCGUGAAGCAGGCAUUCGGUCAACGACAGAAGGCUUUCUACGCAUGGCACGCCGCGGAGUCUGAGCUGCAGAAGCGGAAGGCGAACCAGAAUAAGCUGCUCCGGCAGGGUAGGUCUCAACAAGACCGCCUGAACCAGGUCAGCGCUGAGGUCGGCGACGCGGAGAGGAAGGUCCACCAGGCGCAUCUGCUGUUCGAAGACAUGGGGCGACUGCUGAGACAAGAGCUGGACCGGUUCGAGAGAGAGAAGGUCGAGGACUUCAAGGCGGGGGUGGAGACAUUCCUUGAGAGCUCUGUUGAGGCACAGAAGGAGCUCAUCGAGAAGUGGGAGACAUUCCUGGUGCAGCUCGAUUCGGCAGAGGACGAGACCAUGUUCUACAAGCCGCCAGUCAUGCAGUCAGCAGGCAACAACAAGUCGACUGGCGACACGGCGGUGGACCGGGCCCGGGCUCGCAUCGACGAGGACUCUGACUAGAGUAAUGGGGUGCGUCGAGACAGCUUCAGUGCUUACAAUGACCGGGGACUAGCUCGGAAUGGGCCGCUGGGGAUGAAUCUACCAUGGCAUGAUCGUCGUUGAGGGUGGUCAAAUCAGCACCGUGGAUCGUCAUCAUUCAUGUCCUUGAAAUCAAGAAAGGGAGUGCGCAGAGACGGGGCACGAUCUGGGCGGUGCCCUAGGUGUUGUAGUUCUGUCUCCCUCUGAUGGGUUCUCUUGUUGUACAUAGAUCGAUCGCUCUGCAUUUACCUCUUUGCUCCCAACUUUUAUACCUCAAUGCAGCAGAAGCCUUACGCAGG
Cryphonectria parasitica EP155 is the source of this 2213-nucleotide messenger RNA. RefSeq names its product Vps5-domain-containing protein. The coding region runs from base 145 to 1896 and encodes 583 amino acids. The record is from RefSeq and is a predicted model, not a curated record. NCBI's taxonomy places the organism in Eukaryota, Fungi, Ascomycota, Sordariomycetes, Diaporthales, Cryphonectriaceae. The transcript is spliced from 4 exons. Gene Ontology annotation, cellular component: endosome. Gene Ontology annotation, molecular function: phosphatidylinositol binding. Gene Ontology annotation, biological process: protein retention in Golgi apparatus; retrograde transport, endosome to Golgi.